CGUCGCCAUGGCGGCUAACGCUACCACUAACCCGUCGCAGCUGCUGCCUCUAGUUCUGGAGCAUCUGCGCACCACCCCGUGGCUGGGCACGAUUCGACACAUUUAAGUCACGGCCAUUGCCGCCUUUAGCACACACACCAGUGGAGGGGAGAGGAGACUGGACAAAUAAACCUCACACCAGACAGCGCCCGGCCGGCUGGAGAGAUGUGCGAGCUGCUCCGCAGAGGACAGGGCAGAGUCAGGAGCUUGUGGACAAGUGUAUAGGAUCAAGAAUUCACAUCGUGAUGAAGAGUGAUAAGGAAAUAGUUGGCACUCUUCUAGGAUUUGAUGACUUUGUCAAUAUGGUACUGGAAGAUGUCACUGAGUUUGAAAUCACACCAGAAGGAAGAAGGAUCACUAAAUUAGACCAGAUUUUGCUAAAUGGAAAUAAUAUAACAAUGCUGGUUCCUGGAGGAGAAGGACCUGAAGUAUGAAUGGAUUUCCUUGACUUACAUUAGAUUCGGUUUUGUCUUAUGAUGACAACAACAUAUUUUUUUUAAACCUUUCACUGUCUGGAUUCUGUGAAGCCAAGUUUCCUGUUAAAGGGGAAUGCUUUGAAGAGGCAUUGUAAAUGCCAUUUUUUAAGUUAAUCAUGUUUAUCUUGGGAUCUUGGGGGGAAAAAGAACAUUGAAGACUAAAAUAAAGGUGGUUUUGGUUAA
This is a messenger RNA of Eptesicus fuscus (big brown bat), 698 nucleotides long. It is a transcript of the gene LSM5, whose product is annotated as LSM5 homolog, U6 small nuclear RNA and mRNA degradation associated. Gene Ontology annotation, cellular component: Lsm1-7-Pat1 complex; U4/U6 x U5 tri-snRNP complex; U6 snRNP. The transcript is spliced from 6 exons. Gene Ontology annotation, biological process: mRNA splicing, via spliceosome. Bases 285 to 473 code for a protein of 62 amino acids. Gene Ontology annotation, molecular function: RNA binding. The record is from RefSeq and is a predicted model, not a curated record. NCBI's taxonomy places the organism in Eukaryota, Metazoa, Chordata, Mammalia, Chiroptera, Vespertilionidae.